Misgurnus anguillicaudatus (oriental weatherfish) is the source of this 2928-nucleotide messenger RNA. The record is from RefSeq and is a predicted model, not a curated record. NCBI's taxonomy places the organism in Eukaryota, Metazoa, Chordata, Actinopteri, Cypriniformes, Cobitidae.
CAUUCGACUGACUAUUAGACAUCUUUAGACACAAAAUUGCUUGCUGGGCUGCAUGAGAACAUGUACAGAUCUUAACCAUGUAUUAUGUGAUGUUACGCAGGGUGUUGUGUAUAUCAACGACAAUGCAAAGAUUAUUACCAGUGAUUACGAGUGCAUCAACGGAGUCAUACAUUUUAUAGACAAGGUCCUCCUUCCAUACGACCUGCCAAAGAAAAUGCCAGGGAAAUACGCAGAUUUAAAUGUUACUGCCGCUGCUGAGCAAUAUGGCUUCAAAACUUUCAGCAAGCUUCUCAAGGAUGCCGACAUGAUGCAUGUGGUGCUACAUAAACCGUUUCACCCUUUGACCAUGUUCUGGCCAACCGACAAUGUUUUUAACAAUCUCCCUGAAGAAAGAAAGGCAUGGUUGUACAAUGAAGAGCAUCGUGACAAACUACAAGCCUAUCUCAAAGCUCACAUAGUGCGCGACCAAAGGACCCUUGCUAUUAGUCUAACAUCUGAGAAAAAAGUGUCGACGUUGUUUGGAACAGAGAUUACCUUCAGCUGCAACAAAGACUUAAUUGGUGAUAUUUUAAUUGGUGGAAAUAAUGCCAGAAUUGUAUCGCGAAACAUGGUGUUCGACUCCGGAAUUGCUCACGGGAUCGACCAGCUCCUGGAACCACCAAGCAUUGGUGCACGCUGUGAUGACUUUGCUAGUACAGAGACAAAGGGAUUGUGUGGUUCCUGCGCUCUACCACCCCGAUGUCCCCUUGGUUCAGACGAUACAAACAAAACUAACAUCUGCAGACGAGCACACACGCCUUAUAUGCAUCGACGGCCAUUUUAUAAUAGCUAUUCUGGAUUGUAUUCAUACGGUUACGGGUAUAAUUCCUACAGUUCUUGGAUUGGCUGUAAUCGAGUCUGCACCAAAAUGGCGUGGACUUUUAAGUGCUGCAAAAACCACUACGGAAAAGACUGUCAAGUGUGUCCUGGUGGUCUAGAAGCACCGUGUGGGGAACAUGGCGGCUGUGAUGACGGACAGCUUGGAACCGGGAAGUGUAAUUGUCACACGGGGUUUACGGGUACAGCUUGCGAGCUGUGCGAGAACAAUCGUUUCGGACCCAACUGCACAGCGUGUAAUUGCACGAAAAAUGGCAAAUGCGACGAGGGUCUAGAUGGUAACGGCAGCUGCUUUUGUCAGGAGGGAUGGACGGGUACGUUCUGCGAGACAAAGAUCGAAGUAAAGCCGGUCUGUUCACCUGCAUGUGAUCUCAAUGCAGUCUGCCUUCCUGAAAAUCAGUGCGAAUGUGUGCCGCCUUAUGACGGAAAUGGUGUUAACUGCACGGCUCCAGAUCUUUGCAGCGAGUAUAACGGAGGUUGCGAUGAACAAGCCAAUUGCCUGCAGACUGGGAUCAACGUCAAUUGUUCUUGUCGAACAGGCUAUUCGGGAGACGGGCACGCUUGUUCACCCAUCAACCGUUGCGUGGAGGAAGCAAACGGGGGCUGCAGCGAUUUCGCCAAAUGCAUUUUCACUGGACCCAAUGAGAGGCGUUGCGAAUGCCUCCAGGGGUACGUUGGAAACGGGAUCCAAUGUUUGGAAAAGGUUGUGCCCCCUGUUGACCGCUGUUUGGAGGAAAACGGAGGUUGCGACCCCAAAGCUUUGUGCAAAGAUCUUCAUUUCCACACAAAAACAGCCGGCGUUUUCCAUCUGCGAUCGCCUGAGGGGAAAUACAAAUUAAACUUUAGCAAAGCACAAGAAGCUUGCGAAAAAGAGGGGGCAGCACUCGCGACCUUCUCCCAACUGUCUGACGCCCAGCAGCUGGGAAUGCACAUGUGUGUGGCGGGAUGGAUGGACGGACAAAAAGCAGGUUAUCCGAUCCGGUUCCCUUCCGUUAAAUGCGGGGACAACCACGUGGGUAUCGUGCUGUAUAAAGAGCCAGUCAACAUCAGUUGGACUUAUGAUGCUUAUUGUUACAGCAUGAGAGAGGUGUCUUGUGAAUGCGGACCAGGGUACGUUGGCGAUGGGGAAUUCUGUAAUGGAGAUUUGGCCUCAAUUAUUGCCACAACGUCCAAUUUUUCUGUGUUUUACAGAACUUUACUGGGAUACGCGGAAGACACUGAGGAGGGGAAGAAACUCCUGAACGUCCUGUCAGACGUCUCCGCAAACAUUACGGUCUUUGUUCCUCAAAAUGAUGGUUUCGCUGCAAACCAGACCUUGUCUUUGAGAGAUUUGGAGUAUCAUAUAUCAACCAUAAAUAAUGUUCACUACUUUGAGGACUUAAAGAACAACACAGGAAUCCCAUCUCAUUUGGGCUCGGACCUCAUCAUAGCGAUUCCCUCAAACGCCACCGGCCAGGCCGAGAACUCUCAACCCCAAAAACUGGUUAAUAAGAAGAUUAUAUUAGCCUGGAACAUUCCAGCUAUCAAUGGACUGAUCCACGUCAUUGAAGCGCCGUUUAGGGCGCCCCCUGUUGAUGUGGCACCAGUUCUUCCCAUCACACAGUCCAGUGGUGUGGCAGUGACCACUGUUCUCAUUAUCAUCAUCAUCAUCUGUAUUGCUGCUGGACUUGCAUACUAUGUUCUCAAACAUAAGAACGAUGCAUUUCGUUUCCAAUAUUUCAAGAACGAUGAUGAAGAUGGCACUUCUACAAAAGGCGGUGGAAACCCUGCUCUGGUUUCCAUUCCAAAUCCUUGUUACAGUGGAUACAAGGCAUUCGCAGAACCAUUUGGGGAUUCGGCUGCUACAGACACACCAAACCUCAUGGACUAGCACAGAUUGCUAAGAUCGUCUCCUUUUUCAACUACCACAGAGAACCUCUUCAAAUAUCUCAGCAACCUUGUAUAUUAUACCUAAAUGAAGUACUUGAAAUGCAUCAUGUAAAUACAUUCCAGACAAUUCCAUGUGCUUACGGUUAUAGUCAGUCAAUAAAGAAAACAGCUGUUCAAAAUGGA